GGAAUCCUCAAUACCAAUUGGCUAGUCUCUAUCAGCUGCAGUUGAGCUCAAGCUGCUGCUGAAGAGCAGUAUUGAUCUGAAGGGUAAAUGUGUAGGGAACCACAGAGAAGGAUUCAGUCGUUUCUGAGAAGGGAGCCAACCCCUUCCAGUAAGAAAGUGGUUUCUACCUGUCUUUCCUGCCUGUGAGACCCUUUGUGAAUGAAGGGGAACACGGGAAAGGGCAGUUUGUUGCUACAGUGAUUCAGAGAAAGAGGUAUUGCUGCUGUGCAUGCUGCUGCUGCUGAUCUUGCUGGUGCUGCUGCAGCUUCAUGUAGCAGAUCUGAAAGCCAGAUGGUUACAUUGCAGAAGUCAUAAGCAGUUAAUUGCUGAAUUGAUUUGAGUGCUCCAGAACAUAUCAGCAUGCAGACCGAAGGCUUCCAUCUCGACUGAUCAAACUAGUUACCUGAUGUUGCUCUUUGACUGUAGUGACCCAAUCAGUUGAGCCCUGUGGUGAAUGAGGCCAGCUAAGGUCUGAACUUCACUUCUGUAAGAUCUUGGAAGAUGUGGUGUCAUAUUCACAGACAGUGAAGAGUUCAACAUCAACGAAAAAAAGGCAGAGCAGUAUGCAGCUUCCCAGAGGGUGUUGAUUGAAACUUAGAUUACCCCCAAAUCACUGUUGAUUUGACUGAUGCUCCAGCUUUACCAGAGAAAAGAUUUCAAUUAAGGUCCCUUUAGAUGGAAUUUAAUGUGGCAAAAACCUUGUCAUCAGAAGGAUUAAUGCCUGCAUUAGCAUUUCCGCAAUAAAAUCAGAAGCUAAGUGGUGGAGGCCACAGACACCUCAAACUUGGAUUCCUCUGCUCUGCAUUAAGUGCUGGAGUUUUAUUACUUGCUGUAGGGAAGCCGUUGCCAAUGCUUACAAGGAACUGCUUAUCCCUGCUUCUCUGGGUCCUGUUUGAUGGAGGUCUCCUAACGCCACUGCAUCCACAACCACAACAGACUUUAGAAGCAGAGCCAACAGAGAAUGUUGUCCCAGUGCCAGGGAGGAGGUCAUCUGCCCAGCGAGUCAAACGUGGCUGGGUGUGGAAUCAAUUUUUUGUGCUGGAGGAGUACAUGGGCUCUGAACCUCAGUAUGUGGGAAAGCUUCAUUCUGACUUGGACAAGGGAGUGGGCACUGUUAAAUAUACCCUGUCAGGAGAUGGUGCCGGCACGGUUUUUACCAUUGAUGAGACCACAGGAGACAUUCAUGCCAUAAGGAGCCUAGAUCGAGAAGAAAAACCUUUCUACACGCUCCGGGCUCAGGCUGUGGAUGUUGACACCAAGAAACCACUAGAGCCUGAAUCAGAGUUCAUCAUCAAAGUGCAGGACAUUAAUGAUAAUGAGCCAAAGUUCCUCGAUGGGCCUUAUGUUGCCAGUGUCCCAGAAAUGUCUCCAGUGGGUGCAUAUGUGCUUCAAGUAAAGGCUACAGAUGCUGAUGAUCCCACUUAUGGAAACAGUGCUAGAGUGGUGUACAGCAUUCUUCAGGGGCAACCGUAUUUCUCCAUUGAUCCGAAGACAGGUAUAAUAAGAACAGCUUUGCCAAAUAUGGACAGAGAAGUGAAAGAACAAUAUCAAGUUCUAAUCCAAGCCAAGGACAUGGGAGGACAGCUGGGAGGACUAGCUGGUACUACCACUGUAAACAUUACUCUCACGGAUGUCAAUGACAACCCACCCAGAUUUCCUAAGAGUAUCUUCCAUUUAAAAGUACCUGAGUCCUCUCACGUUGGUUCUGCUAUUGGAAGGAUCAGAGCUGUGGAUCCUGAUUUUGGGAAAAAUGCAGAAAUUGAGUACAACAUAGUUCCAGGAGAUGGAGGGAACUUGUUUGACAUCACAACAGAUGAGAACACCCAGGAAGGAGUCAUCAAAUUGAAAAAGCCAUUAGACUUUGAAACAAAAAAGGCAUACACCUUUAAAGUCGAGGCCUCCAAUCUCCAUCUAGACCAUCGAUUUCACUCAGUGGGUCCAUUCAAAGAUACUGCCACUGUGAAGAUAAAUGUGUUGGACAUGGAUGAACCUCCAGUUUUCAGCAAGCCUGUGUACACAAUGGAGGUUUAUGAGGAUACGCCUGUGGGGACCAUUAUAGGUGCAGUGACAGCACAAGACCUCGAUGCUGGCAGCAGCUCAGUUAGAUAUUUCAUCGAUUGGAAGAAUGAUGUGGACAGCUACUUUACAAUAGAUGCCACUGAAGGAACCAUUGCUACUAAUGAAUUACUGGACAGAGAAAGCACAGCACAGUACAAUUUCUCUAUAAUUGCAAGUAAAGUUAGUAACCCACUAUUAACCAGCAAAGUCAACGUUAUAAUAAAUGUCCUGGAUGUCAACGAGUUUCCUCCUGAAAUUUCAGUUCCAUAUGAGACAUCUGUGUGUGAAAAUGCCAAACCAGGACAGGUGAUACAGACUGUCACUGCAGCAGACAAAGAUUUGUCACCAGCUGGGCAAAGGUUUUCCUUCAGACUGUCAGCUGAGGCUUCCAACAAACCGAAUUUCACAGUCCAUGACUACAGAAACAACACUGCUGGGAUUGAAACCAGGAGAAAUGGUUACAGCAGAAGACAACAAGAGCUGUAUUUUCUUCCAGUAGUAAUAGAAGAUAGCAGUUACCCUGUCCAGAGCAGCACAAACACAAUGACUAUCCGUGUUUGCAGAUGUGAUUCUGAUGGUACCAUCCUGUCCUGCAACGUGGAAGCAAUCUUCUUACCAGUUGGCCUCAGCACAGGAGCGCUGAUUGCAAUCUUAUUGUGUAUUGUUAUACUGCUAGUGUGUGUCCAUUGCCUCUUCUCCUGUUGCUGGGCACCACUCAAGAAGACUUGGCCCCAUCUUCUUUACUUCCAUCCAUCAGUCAUUGUGGUACUGUAUGUAGCACUACGGAGGCAGAAGAAAAAGGACACCCUAAUGACCUCUAAAGAAGACAUCAGAGAUAAUGUUAUCCAUUAUGAUGAUGAAGGAGGUGGAGAAGAGGACACCCAGGCUUUCGACAUAGGUGCCCUGAGGAAUCCCAAAGUAAUUGAAGAUAACAAAAUACGCAGGGACAUAAAACCAGACACCUUGCGUUUUCCACGUCAAAGACCACCAGUGGAAGAUAACACAGACAUAAGAGAUUUCAUUAAUCAAAGGCUGGAGGAAAAUGAUGUAGAUCCGACUGCACCCCCUUAUGACUCCUUGGCAACCUAUGCUUAUGAAGGAAAUGGAUCUGUUGCAGAGUCUCUCAGCUCUAUAGACUCCCUUACUACAGAGGCAGAUCAGGAUUACGACUAUCUGAGUGACUGGGGACCUCGCUUUAAGAUCUUGGCAGACAUGUUUGGAGAAGAAGAAAGUUAUAACCCUGAUAAAGUCACUUAGGUACAACUACAACAGUGAAAUACAAAGAAAAGUAAACCAACAACAAAUUUAAAGAUAAACCUAAGCUUUAUAAUAGGACAGGAUUCCUUUGAUUAUAAAAGACAGCAACAGUUUCCAGCAAGUUACUACAUUUAUCAUACUGUCAGUUUUGGUUUGAUCUGCGAAGGAAAGAUAGAUCCUGUAAUAUACGCAGUUUUUUGUUGUUGUUAUUUUGUUACUCUGGAAUUACACUGAGACAAGCUCAGGCCUACAAGGUACGGUUUACUGACCUGACUUAGAAAGAAGAUAGCUUUCUGGCAUCACGGUGGAAGUGUGGUAGCUUUUUCGUAAUUCCACUAAAGUGCCUAUUGAAACUUUUAUCAUUUAAGUGGCAAAGAGUCUGCCGUGAUGGUGUUACAAAACUGAAUGGUAAAUUGGACAAGAACUUUAAGACAAGAAGCAACAGCAACAUGCUGACUUCUUUUAGAAUAAAAAUGGAGAUCACUUCCUGGAGUGUAUCUAAUGACUGCAACUAAGGGGGGGAUGUAUGUUGUGUUUGGGGGUUAUGUUUGUUUUUUUUUAAAGAAAACAGUAUGUCAAGAUGUCAUAUUUCUUCUUCCAAAAUUUCACUGAAAAUUUAAAUUUAAAAUGUUAUUGCUCACUAUGAAAAUGUAAAGCCCAAAUUAAAAAGGAAAAGAUCUUAGCAUACAUCAAUGAAUAUUUAAAAUGUUCAUGCAAAUAUUACAUUUUUCUAGAACAAUAAAAAGAUGAAAGCAGCUUUUCCUUUAUGUGAAGGAAAUUUUCCUUGGCUCUCCCUCUUCUUUUAAAAUGAGACUAUUAUUAAAACAUAACAUGGAGAGGA
This is a messenger RNA of Phalacrocorax carbo (great cormorant), 4195 nucleotides long. The record is from RefSeq and is a predicted model, not a curated record. NCBI's taxonomy places the organism in Eukaryota, Metazoa, Chordata, Aves, Suliformes, Phalacrocoracidae.